AUGUCCGACAACGAGAAUGGAGAUGAGAUGGUCACGAAGCCCUUCAAGUUCGUAACUGCUUCACGCGCCACAGGCUUCGAUGCCCGCUUCCCCAACCAGAACCAGACCAAGCACUGCUGGCAGAACUACGUCGACUACCACAAGUGCAUCAUCGCCAAGGGCGAGGAUUUUGCUCCCUGCCGCCAGUUCAUGCUGGCCUACAAGUCGCUCUGCCCUAGCGGCUGGACCGCACGAUGGGAUGACCAGCGUGAGGCCGGCAACUUCCCCGUCAAUCUCGACCAGUAA
This is a messenger RNA of Macroventuria anomochaeta, 285 nucleotides long. RefSeq names its product cytochrome c oxidase-like protein polypeptide vib. Lineage: Eukaryota; Fungi; Ascomycota; Dothideomycetes; Pleosporales; Didymellaceae. Gene Ontology annotation, cellular component: mitochondrion; respiratory chain complex IV. The record is from RefSeq and is a predicted model, not a curated record. The transcript is spliced from 3 exons. The coding region runs from base 1 to 285 and encodes 94 amino acids.